UAACAUUUGUAUGUAGAAGUACAGUACAUUUGUAUGUAGAAGUACAGUAUACAGAGAUAAGAAUUUACAAUAUAGUGUGUGCAUCAGUAAUUUCUAACAGAGCCUUAAAACAGAAACACAAUCUUUCCAUAACCUAUGAUUAGCAAGAUAUUAAUCAGCAGUAAUAAUUGCCACAAAAGCUGGUUACAAACAAUCCAAGGAAACAGGAUGUGAAGCUAGACAACCUGUUAGACCAGAAAUUCUCAGAAGGGAGUAUGCCUUAACCCUAAAGAGGCCUACAAGAGCCAUGGCAAGAUGAGGGUGUUUAUAGCCCUAUCUUAUCCAUAUGGACAGGCACCCCCCCCAUGCGUCCGUUUAUAGGCUCUCCACAAGGGUCGCAUUCCAUUCCCAGAGCUAUGAACAUCUGCUUUUCUGGGAUGGGAAUCUUGGUGAUGUGAAACCUCCCUGACUGCACAUCCAUUCAUAGGCUCUGUGCAGGGGGAAGCACAUCACGUGCUGUUGGCUCAUUCUGGCAAUCCAACCUGGCAUUGUCUUUACACAAUCCUGCAUGCAAUUUUGGAUUUACAAUAAUCAGGAGCAUUUCAUCUUUUAUUCCAUAGCAAUAGUUUCAGUGGGUCUCCCUACAUCUCCCCCUUUUCUCUGAUUUAAAUGAACCAUAGCAAUCAUAGCUUGGCACUGAUCACGAUUGGACUGCAGAAUAUUUUUUCCAAUUUUACACAUGAACAAUAAACCAAUAGCACAAAUUAUAUACAGAACAAAAUUAAUGAUAGUGGAUCCUCCCAAAGAUUUUACCCAUUGAAUGGGGUUGAGAUUAGAUAAUCCCUCUGAGAUACUGUCUAAAACUUCAGCACCGGGUAAAGCAGUUAAGUGCUUGAGAGGCCUCAAAAAUCUGUUCUUUUAGCUUGCUUAUGUCUAAACUUAAAUUAUCUUCACUUCCUUGUAAAUAGCAUUUUACUGAUUCUCAAUUGUGAACUGACUCAUUAUAUUGAAACAGAGUUAUACAAAAAUCAGGAGUAUUCCAAUCACAUUGCAUUUGUAAUCUAUGUUCUAAACUCAUAAUUCUAUCUCCCAUCUGUAUAACAGUUUGUCUUAGAUCAUUAAUUUGAUUAGCCAAUUUUUGAUCAAUACCUGACUCAGAAUUCCACAUCCAAGUAGAAUUUUUUUGCCAUUUAUCCACAAAAUGAACAGUUUGAAUAGAUUGAUGUAAUGCAACUCCAGCAGUAGUGGCAGUUGCAGUAACAGCAAUCAAGCCCAUUAUUAUUGCAAUUAAUGUAAAAAUAAAUCAUUUACUCCUUUUAAGGAUUUUCUGUAGAAUAUUGUUAAUAACAUGGAUAGAGGGGGAAGAUUCCCAAGGCCUAUGUAAGGCUACGGGGAGCCAAAUACCUUCUCUGGCUCUGACUAUUAAAAUACUAUGAUAUUGAAUAAAGGGUAAGUCAAUACAAGUAUACAAGUAACAGUUAACACAGGUAAUUAUGUUGGUUUCUGAACUAAUAUGCAUCUUUCUUACUAAUAACAUAUAUGGUGAUUUAACACAACUUUUAAGUGGUAUAGUUUUGUUGGACUCCAUAUAGAUAGUAUAUAUAUUUUGAGGUGACAAGGUGGAUUUACUUAUAACACUUUCUCCAGCCCAAACUCUCAUACCAGUCAUAGCUAUUGUUAAUCUCCAUAAUUCUGAAUGUUCAGGUCCUAAGUGGGGAACAAUGAGCCUUGGAUUUGGAGGGGCAACCCCUGCCCCUUUCCACUUAAAAGGAAAAAAGGAAUUAAAUCUACAAUAUAAUAGGGGAGGGUUGUCACUACUUUUUUGGUAAGUAAUAUCAUAGAGAAAAUGUUGACAAUUUCUGUGACCUUGAGAGCAAUCAUUAGUAAUAUGACCAUUGGGAGCCCAAUCAACAAUGGUGUAGUGAGAAGAAUUAAAAAACACAGUUCCUUCUGAACUAACACAAUCCUUCCAUAUUAAUUUGUCAGCAUUUGAAGACAAGUUGAGAGGACACACAGGUCCUAAAUGCUUAUAUUGGGAUGUGUGAAUAUAAUCAGUGAUUCCUGUUUUGAUCUGCCUUAGAGGUUUUAAUGAGAGCCCUGAUACCAAGUGUUCUAAAGGAGGGACAGAGUGACCAGAUGGUAGUGUGACAGCUCAAGUUUGAAUAUCUAAUGAGAGACAUCCAUUAGUGGGUCCCAGACACAAAGGUGGAUACCUAAAACCUAAAGUGAUAUUGAAAUGGGGUUCCUUCUUUUGAAGGUUAGGCAGGACAACGAUCACCUACAGAACCAGGCAUCCAAAUACUAUCAUUAUCAUAGACCUCGAUAGGAGUGUCCAUCCAUGUCAUGGCUUGAAUAAGAGGAGGAAAAGGAAUAUAGGCCCAAUAUGUAUAGUUUUUAACAAUCUGUGGAGUGACAGAGGGUAGAAGGAUCAGUGUUAUCAGGAGGAGGCAGAGGUUGAGCCAGACCUGGAUCACUGGAGACAAGUUGUUCAGGAUGUCUGACUGGAUUGUCUGUUGUAAAGGAGUUAGCGUGGUCAUUUUCUUCUUUUUGAUGAUUGAAUGUUUUCGUUGUUUUCUGCUGUGGUGCUUUUUCUGCAAAUUUCUCUGUCUCGUUGUUGCAUGCAUUUUCAGGACACAAUUUCAGGUGUCUAGCAGGAAUCCAAACAGGAGAUUGAUGUUCACAUGGGGAAACAAAGCAUAGCCUCUUCCCCAUGUUAAAAUAGAAACUUUUGACCAUAUAUUAGAUUGAACAUCUUUCCACCAUACUUUUCUUCCUUGGUUUACCAUAGGAUGGUUACCAGAGAAAUGUUUUUCGGCAGCAGUAACAGAACUAGAUUUAGGAAUAUUAAGAAAAUUUAACGUGAGCAAUGCCCAGUUUAGUUGUAUGUGAGGGGUAGACAACUCCUUAUCCCCCUCUUUUUGUUUAAGUAAUUGUAAAGUUCUGUUACUUCUUUAUACAAUAGCUUGGCCUUGUGGGUUAUAAGGAAUACCAGUAAUAUGUUUAAUAUGCUACUGAUCAAGAAAAUUUUUAAAAGAUUUACUGCAAUAGGCUGGAUCAUUUUCUGUUUUGAGCUCACUAGGAAUUCCCAUAACCACAAAACAUGAAAACAGGUUUUUUAACAUGAGAAGUGGCUUCUCCGGUUUGACAGGUAGCCCAGAUGAAAUUGGAAAAUGUGUCAACUGUGACAUGUACAUAAGCUAAUUUUCCAAAAGAAGGAACAUGACUAACAUCCAUUUGCCAGGUAACAUUAGGAUAAAGGCUUCGGGGACUAACUCUGGGAGAUUGUGUGGGUAAGACAAGAGCCUGACAUUGAGAACAGUGUUGUACAAUUUGUUUAGCUUGUUUCCAACUGAGAAAAUAUUUAUGUUUAAGACCUGAGGCAUUAGUAUGAGUGAUUUGAUGAAAUUGUUCUGCAUCUGUAAUGGCUAGAGAAACUAGAGUAUCAACUUUAUGAUUACCACUGGAUAAAGGUCCAGGCAAGUUAGUAUGAGAACAAAUGUGAGUGAUGAAUAAAGGGUGGUUUCAGUUCCUGACAGUUUUCUGUAACAAAGAGAACAAGGAAAACAGAUUAGUGUCAGCAAUAUUUUUGAUGGUAGCUGUUUCUAUUGCCUUAGUGGCAUGGACUACAUAUGCUGAGUCAGAAACAAUAUUAAGAAGCUGAAUAAAAUCCUGUAAUGCAGAGAUAACAGCAAACAACUUGGCUUUUUGAGCAGAAGUGUAUGGAGUGGAAAUGACUUUAUAUUUUGGUCCUACACACCCUGCAUUUCCAUUACUGGAUCCAUCAGUAAAAAUGGUAAUGGCUGUCUCUAAUGGUGAUGAAUGAGUAAGUUUUGGUAGAAUCCAGGAAGUAUUUCAUAGAAAUUGAAAGAAUUUUGACUUAGGCAAAUGAUUAUCAAUAGUGCCAAUGAAGUCAGCCAGAUUAGUCUGCCAGCACAAAGAUGUAGAAAAGGCAUUUUUAACUUCAUUUUUUGACAAAGGGUCCACAAUAAUAUUUGGAUCAAAGCCAGAAAUUUUAGUGAUACGUUGACGUCCUAACUCAAUCAAAGUGGCCAUUUGAUCAAGAUAUAUUGAAGGAGUUUUAGAGGCUGAAUUAGGAAGAAAUACCCAUUCAACUAGAGAAUCAUUUUGUACUAUAAGUCCCACAGGAGAGUGGAUGGAAGGAAAAACUAAAAAUUGUAAAGGCAAAUUUGGGUCAAUACGAGACACUUGUGCCUAUCUCACUCUUUGUUUUACAAAAGACAACUCUUGUUUUGCUGGCUCAGAUAGACAGCGAGGACUGUUUAAAUCUGUAUCUCCUGAUAAAGUGGCAAAUAGAUAAGAUAAUGCAUAAUUAGGGAUGCCUAGGGUUGGUCUGAGAUAAUUGAUGUCACCUAGUAAUUUUUGAAAAUCAUUUAAGGUGUUUAAAUCAUCAGUAUGAAGUUAGACUUUUUGGGGCUUAAUGGAGUGAGCUUUUAGCUGCAUUCCUAAGUAUAGAAAAGGAGUGGCUUGUUGAAUUUUGUCAGGAGCAAUGUAGAGGCCUGCAUUGGCAACAGGUAAUUUUAAAGAGGUAAAACAUUGAAUUAAUUCAUCUUUAGUGGGGGGCAGCAAUCAGUAUAUCAUCCAUAUAAUGAAGAAUGUAAUUAUUUUUAAAAGUCUGUUGGAUAGGUUGUGACACAGUACCGACAAACAACUAACAAAUAGUAGGACUGUUAAUCAUUCCUUGAGGUAAAACUUUCUAUUGAUAUCUAGCUGCAGGAGCUGAAUUGUUAAUGGAAGGUAUAGUGAAAACAAAUUUUUCACAGUCUGACUUGUCUAAAGGCAUAUGAAAAAAGCAGUCUUUAAGGUCAAUGAUAAUUAAAGGCCAUUCCUUAGGAAUCAUGGAGAGGGAGGGUGUACUGGGUUGUAACACCCCCAUAGGUUUAAUGACUGCAUUAACAGCUCUUAAGUCUGUUACCGUCCUCCAUUUUCCUGACUUUUUUUGUACAACAAACACAGGGAGUUCCAUGGAGACAAGGAGGGCUCAAUAGUGUUUGCUUGUAGUAAAUCAUUAACAAUUUCAAUUAAAGCCUCCAACUUGUAUUUGGAAAGCGGCCACUACUCUACACAAACAGGUGACUCACACAUCUAUUGUGAAGGGCAGAGGAAAAGAGAGAAAGAGACUGAGGGCACUAGGACACAGACUGGGGGGAAGCAGGAUUCCAAACCUCUGAAAGAAGGGGUCCUGGAGUGUUGAAAGAAACAGUAGGCUUAGAAGAGGGGAGAGGUCCAAAAGGACAAGAGGAAUGAGAAACAGGCCAUUCAGAUGAAUGCCACACAUCCUCCCCUGGCAGAGGGGACAAUGGCUUAGUAAAAGAAGAGUUAACAUAUACAGGUUCCAAGAUAGGAGGCAGAGGGAGGGGAUCAUCACCAGGUUCCUCCUCUUGGGGAGAAAACAAGGAGAGAUCAAAUUCUUCUUCAUCAUCAGAAGGAGGACUAGUAGGGGGGUCAGCUACCUGAGGUAAUGGGGGUGGUUCACCAUCCACGUUAACUUCUGGCAGUUGAAGAGGAUCACCAGAAUGAAAAGGAAGUAAAGCAACAUGAAUAAGAGCCCAGUGAGUCCAAACAGAAAUAGGAAGUAAAACACCAUCUCUCAUGAGUUGGUGGAGUGUGGCACCAACUCUAUCCCAGUCUAACAGGUCCAUAGAACCUUUGUCAGUGAACCAAGGUCAAUGUUUUUCAAUAGUCUGACAUAAGAGAAUCAGGUUAUUGGAAUCAGCCUUGAUUCCACCCUGUUUAAGAAGAAGUUUAAUAAAAGACAGAUAAGCCUGGUGUUUAAACUGUGAUUGUCCCAUAAUAACUCUGGAAUAUUACUGGUCAACAAACCUGAAAAGAGGGGAGAGUUGGAAAAGUGUACCUGGAGACCUUACCAUCAAGACUGAAGACUAGUCAUCGUGAACCGCACUUGGAGUGCACUGAGCCAAGGAAUAAAGAAGGCCACGUUGGGUGCCAGAUAUUGCGGGAUCUGGCCAGCAGCCUGCAAUGCAACGGGGCUCUCUCUUUGUUCCCAGGCAGAUCGGCAGGUUGAGAAAUAAUAGACACACACAAGAGAGUGAAAGCUGGGUCCAGGGGGGUCACUGCCUUCUGGUCCCAUGGUGCUAACAAUGCACUGGAUAUACCAGCAUUUAUUAUUAAGUUUAGUGAGGGCGGGGGCAGGUUAGUGAGGGAUUUAGGGUCAUUUGAUUAUGAGGUGAGAUGGUCACAUGGGAUGAAGUAAUUCUUUAAUAUAACAUUUGUUUGUAGAAGUACAGUAUACAGAGACAAGAAUUUGCAAUAUAGUGUGUGCAUCAGUAAUUUCUAACAGAGCCUUAAAACAGAAACACAAUCUUUCCAUAACCUAUGAUUAGCAAGAUAUUAAUCAGCAGUAACAAUUGCCACAAAAGCUGGUUACAAACAAUCCAAGGAAACAGGAUGUGAAGCUAGACAACCUGUUAGACCAGAAAUUCUCAGAAGGGAGUAUGCCUUAACCCUAAAGAGGCCUACAAGAGCCAUGGCAAGAUGAGGGUGUUUAUAGCCCUAUCUUAUCCAUAUGGACAGGCACCCCCCAUGCGUCCAUUUAUAGGCUCUCCACAAGGGUCACAUUCUAUUCCCAGAGCUAUGAACAUCUGCUUUUCUGGGAUGGGAAUCUUGGUGACAUGAAACCUCCCUGACUGCACGUCCAUUCAUAGGCUCUCUGCAGGGGGAAGCACAUCACGUGCUGUUGGCUCAUUCUGGCAAUCCAACCUGGCAUUGUCUUUACACAAUCCUGUAUGCAAUUUUGUAUUUAUGAUAAUCAGCAGCAUUUCAUCUUUUAUUCCAUAGCAAUAGUUUCAGUGGGUCUCCCUAUGGAAAUGAUUGUUUUAUCUCAAUGUUUACUAAUUCUUUCUGAUCCUCAGUCAUGCUUGUUGGCUCAUUGUUUUGCUGAGUGUUAUGACAGAUUGUAAGAAGGGGAUGGAGGUGUAUAAUCUGAAGGAAUUUGUGUGUCACUGUGGAGAUAAUUCAUUUGUUAUUAUAUUUUACAUAGUGCUGCAACAUAUUCAGUGCAGACUGCAACUAUAAAUAGAGGAGGACUAAGGCCAGAAGAGCCCAUUGUAAAGCUGUAGAAGAUCAGGUUAGUCAUGUUUCAGUGAUGCUGAUAAGUCCAUGUGACUGGAUGCCAUUGCAAGACAAUAUCUAUAUAGAGGAGAAGAGGCCUGAGGCCUGGGAGUACUGCAGGAUUCUAGUCUUCCUUAAUCCUUCAUGCAUUUUUCUCAGAACAUCAAAGGAGAUGGUACUUAGCUGAAGCUGGCAUGUAUUUAAUGGUUUAGCACUUAGUGACCUUUGAGGAUGUGGCUGUGGACUUUACCCAGGAGGAGUGGACUUUGUUGGAUCAAACCCAGAGAGAUCUCUACAGAGAUGUGAUGUUGGAGAACUACAAGAAUCUCAUUAUACUAGGUAAAACUGGCAUCAUUUCUUCACUGACCCCUUUAGGAAAUCAAUGUUUCUUAAAUGUUUGCUGUCAAAUGGAGGUACUGUAAUAAGCAAGACAGGCAUGGACCUUGGCCAGUGGACAUUCCUUUUUUUUUUUUUUUUUUAGAGACAGAGUCUGGCUCUAUUGCCCAGGCUGAAGUGCAGUGGCAUGAUCUCUGCUUACUGCAAAGACCCCCUCCUGGAUUCGUGAUUCUCCUGCCUCAGCCUCCCAAGUAGCUGGGAUUACAGGUGUGCACCACCAUGGCCAGCUAAUUUUUGUAUUUUUAGUGGAGAUGGAGUUUCACCAUGUUGGCCAGGCUGGUCUCAAACUCUGACCUCAGGUGAUCCACCUGCUUUGCCCUCCCAAAGUGCUAGGAUUACAGGUGUGAGCCACCGUGCAUGGCCUGGGCAUUACUUUAUAGAAGAAGCUUGUAAACUUUCUUAAAGCAUUAUGAGAUUUAUACACAGACCUGUUUUUUUGUUUAUUUUUUGUAGCUCAUCAGCGAUUAAUGAUUGCUGUUAGUGUUAGUGUAUUUUAUAUGUGGUCCAAGGCCAUUCUUCUUCCAGUGUGGCCCAGGGAAGCCAAAAAAUUGGACACCCCUGGUGUAGAGGAUUCCCCAUGAAAAUAAAUAUUUAAGUAAAUGAGUUUAUUUCAUGUAUGGAUUAAAAACUUUAAGACUUUAAAUGUGUAUGAAGUUGGACUAGGUUUUCCAGGCUCAAGCAAUUCUUCUGCCUCAACCUUCUGAGUAGCUGGGACCACAGACCCGUGCCAGCAUGCCCUGCUAAUUUUUGUAUUUUUAGUAGAAAGGAAAUUUCACCACAUUGGCCAGGCUUGUCUUGAACUCCUAACCUCAAGUGAUCUGCCUGCCUUGGCUUCCCAAAGUGCUGAGGUAUGAGGCAUGAGCCAUUAUACCCAGGCAACAUUUUUGUUAUUUUAAAAAUAGUUUUAGUGCACGUAUUGGAAAUGUUAUAUGAUUAGUUUGCUGUUUGUAAAGUUACCCUUGACCGUCUUCAGAAUCCCCGAAGACAAAAGUAUUGGUUCCCCAUUCAAGGACUUGGUGUUAUGUCUUGCAUGGGCCUCUUCUUUUGUGCAUUUUUCCCUCCAGCAGGGUCUGAAUUAUGCAAACCCAGUCUCAUGUCUGGAUUGGAACAAAUGGAAGAGCUGAGGACAGGAGUGACAAGAGUUCUGCAGGAGAUGGGAUUUCACUAUGUUGCCCAGGCUGCUCUCGAACUCCUGACCUUGUGAUCCACCUGCCUCAGCCUCCCAAAGUGCUGGCAUUACAGAGUCUCACUCUGUCAGCCAGGCUGGAGUGCAAUGGCAUGAUCUUGGCUCACCACAACCUCUGCCUCCUGGGUUCAAGUGAUUCUCGUGACUCAGCCACCUGAGUAGCUGCGAUUACAGAAUUGGAUUUGCAACUCAAAACCAAAGGCUCCCCACUGCUGCAAGAUAUUUCUGCAGAAAGAUCACCAAAUGGAAUACAAUUGGAGAGAAGCAAUACUGCAGAGAAACUGUAUGACUCUAACCAUUCUGGAAAAGUCUUCAGUGAACAACCAUUUCUUAUGACUCACAUGAUAACUCACAUUGGAGAGAAAACUUCUGAGGAUAAUCAGAGCAGAAAAUCCUUAAGAAAGAACUUUCCUCAUAGUUUUUACAAGAAAAGUCAUGCAGAGGGGAAAACGCCUAAGUGUGUUAAACAUGAAAAAGCCUUCAACCAGUUUCCAAAUAUUACUAGGCAGAAUAAAACUCACACACAAGAGAAAUUGUGUGAAUGCAAAGAUUGUUGGAGAACUUUUCUUAAUCAGUCAUCCCUUAAGGUUCAUAUAAGAUCUCACAAUGGAGACAAACACUAUGUAUGUAAGGAAUGUGGGAAAGCCUUCAGUAAUUCCUCACACCUUAUAGGACAUGGACAAAUUCACAGUGGAGAGAAGCCCUACGUCUGUAAAGAAUGUGGUAAAGCUUUGACUCAAUCCACAGGACUUAAAUUACACAUCAGAACUCACACUGGAGAAAAACCAUAUAAAUGUAAAGAGUGUGGGAAAGCCUUCACCCAUUCUUCAUAUCUUACUGAUCAUACAAGAAUUCAUAGUGGAAAGAAGCCCUAUAUAUGUAUGGAAUGUGGAAAAGCCUUCAGUAGAUCCACAGGACUUAUUUUACACAUGUGAAUUCACGCUGGAGAAAAGCCAUAUGAAUGUAAGGAGUGUGGAAAAGCUUUUAUUCAUUCCUCAUACCUUACAAAACAUGUAAGCAUUCACAGUGGAGAGAAGCUAUAUUUAUGUAAGGAAUGUGGGAAAGCUUUUACUCAUUCCUCAGGACUUGUUUUACACAUGAGAACACAUACUGGAGAAAAGCCCUAUGAAUGUAAAGAAUGUGGGAAAGCCUUUAAUAAUUCCUCAAUGCUUAGUCAACAUGUAAGGUUUCACACUGGAGAGAAGCCAUAUGAAUGCAAAGAAUGUGGGAAAGCUUUCACUCAAUCCUUGGGCCUUAGUACCUAUUUAAGAACUCACACUGGAGAAAAGGCCUAUGAAUGUAAGGAAUGCAGUAAAGCACUUGCUCGUUCUGCAAAUCUUAAUAUGCACAUGUGAACGCACACAGGAGAAAAGUCUUAUGCAUGUAAAGAAUGUGGGAAAGCCUUCAGGUAUUCCACGUGCCUUAAUGUUCACACACGAACUCACACUGGAGCAAAACCAUAUGAAUGUAAGAAAUGUGGGAAAAACUUCACUCAAUCUUCAGCACUUGCUAAACAUCUAAGAACUAAAGCAUGUGUUCCUCAGAUCUUAGUAUUUACAUCUAAACUCAUCUGGAAAAAAAUCAUAUGAAGGUAAAGAAUAUGAACAACCUUCACUGAAUUUCCAUAUCUUAUAGGAAUGAAUUUAACAUGGACACAAGUCCCAGUGAUAUAAGGAAUAGGCAAGAGUAGUAAUUCUUCACAUCUUAUGAAGUGUAAGAACUCACCUUUGGGAGAAAAAUCUGGUGCUAAGACAUGUGGUAAAGCCUUUGUUUCUUCCACUAUUGUUUAUUUUAUUUUAUUUUAUUUUUUUUGAGAUGGAGUCUCACUCUGUCACCCAGGCUGGAGUGCAAUGGCAUGAUCUUGGCUCACUGCAAGCUCCACCUCCCGGGUUCAAGUGAUUCUCUUGCCUCAGCCUCCAGAGUAGCUGGGACUAACAGGCGCCUGCCACCACCCCCGGCUAAUUUUUUGUAUUUUUAGUAGAGAUGGGGUUUCACCACGUUAGCCAGGAUGGUCUCGAUCUUCUGACCUCGUGAUCCACCCACCUCGGCCUCCCAAAGUGCUGGGAUUACAGGCGUGAGCCACCACGCCCGGCUAUUGUUUAUUUUUCUUUUUUUUUUUUUUGGGACAGAGUCUCUCUCUGUCACCCAGGCUGGAGUGCAGUGGCAUGACCUUGGCCCACUGCAACCUCAGCCUCCUGGGUUCAAGGAAUUCUCCCACCUCAGCCUCCUGGGUAGCUGGGACUACAGGCACGUGCCACCAUGCCCAGCUAAUUUUUUGUAUUUUUAGUAGAGACAGGGUUUCACCAUGUUAGCCAGGAUGGUCUCCAUCUCCUGAUCUCAUGAUCUGCCUGCCUUGGCCUCCCAAAGUGCUGGGAUUACAGGCUUGAGCCACCACACCCAGCAUAUUAUUUAUUUUUCAUACCAAAAAUUACUGUAAAAGCCAAUUGAAGGUAAGAAUGAGAGAUAGCCUUAAAAUACUUCACAAACCUUCAUAGCACUUCAUAAUCAACACUGGAGAAAAACCCUCUGUAUGUAAGGAAUGUGAUAAAACAUUUACUUAGUGUUCAGGACUUAGUAUCCACAUGAGAAUUCACAGUGGUAUAAAACCCUACAAAUGUAAAGGCUGCAAGAUCUUCACUUAUACCUUUUAAUAGCUCAACAUCAAAGAACUCACAGUGGGCAGAUAGCCUAUAUAUGUAAGAAAUCUGGGACAGCCUUCAGAAAUUUCUGACAGUUUCAGGUAUAAGAAACCUCAUCAAUUUAGGAUAUGUUAAGAAUUCUUCCAGUGUUACUAAGUCAGUCAACGUGCAUUGGAGAGAAACCCUAUGAAGGUAAGAUGUGGGAAGUCUUUACUUCUGCCUCAUGUGUUAAUAUUUGGUAAUCUCAAAGAGGCCAGAAACAUUAUGAAUGUUAGAAAUAUGGGAAUGUCUUUAUAUAUAUAUAUACACACACACAUAUAUGCACACACACACACAUACACACAUGUGUAUUAUUUCAUCCUUUAAUAUAAAUGAUAAUUCAUACUGGAGAGAAAUCUUGAUAAUAUAGAAUGAGGGAAAUGUUGCAUCCAUUUUACAAGUCUUACUAUACUUGUGAAAACCCACACUGCAAAGAAGCUAUAUGAAUGUGAAAAUAUGAGAAUAUGCUGGACGUGGUGACUCAUGCUUGUAAUCCCAGCACUUUAGGAGGCCGAGGUGGGCAGAUCAUUUGAGGUCAGGAGUUUGAGACCAGCCCGCCAACAUGGUUAAACCCCAUCUCUACUAAAAAUACAAAAAUUAGCCAAGUAUGGUGGUGGCUGACUUUAAUCCCAACUACUUGGGAGGCUGAGGCAGGAGAAUUGUGUGAACCCAGGAGACAGAAGUUGCAGUGAGCCAAGAUUGCACCACUGCACUCCAGCCUGGAUGACAGAGCAAAACUCCAUCUCAAAAAAAACAAAAAAACAAAAAACUGGUAAUACUUUUAGCAGUACAUAUUCCUUAAGUGCCUCUGAAAAUACUCACUGGAAGAAUAAACUAUGAAUCUGAGGAGUUAUGGGAAGCUUUCAGGUAUAUUGUUAUGGUAUGCAAGAUCAUACUGGAGGAGAAAUUGAAAUAAAUGACAUGAAAAUGAGAUUGCCUUUCUAUGUGUCUUACUGUCCAUGACGACUUGUCAUGGACAGUAAAUUUUCUGUGGUUGAAAAGUUUAAUUGCUUUUAAAAUUCCCCCUAAGUAGAAUUUUUUCUAUAUUUUAGUAAGAACAGCAUGUGAGAGGAGUGAGGACUGGAUAGUGGACUGUACAGUGGAUGUUAGGAUGUUAUAUUUAAUCCCCAUGGUCACCAGGCCAUGCCUAUAAUUCCAGCACUUCGGGAGGCCGAGGUGGGUGGGUCACAAGGUCAAGAGAUUGAGACCAGCCUGGCUAACAUGGUGAAACCCCGUCUCUACUAAAAAUACAAAAAUUAGCUUGGUGUGGUGGUGCAUGCCUGUAGUCCCAGCUACUUGAGAGGCUGAGGCAGGAGGAUUGCUUGAACAUAGGAGGUGGAGGUUGCAGUGACUCGAGAUCGCACCAUUGGACUCCAGCCUGGACAAUAAGAGUCAUACUCCAUCUUAAAAAAAGAAAAAAAAAUCCCCAUGGUAACUACGUAUAAAAUAUCAAUGGAAUAUACACAAAAUGGGAAGAAGAAAAGAUGUCACUAAAAAAACAAAUCAAUAAAAAAGGCAGUAAUGUAGGAAAUGAGGGACCAAAAAACUGUAAGACAUACAGAAAAAGAGUAACAAAGUGGCAAAAUGAGUCUUUUUUAUUGGUAAUUAUAUGAAGGGUAAAUGGGAUAACUUCUCCAAUCUAAUGGCAUAAUUUGGCAAAAUGGAUUAAAAUACACAAUCCAACUGUAUGUUGCCCUUUGCUUUUUUUUUUUUUUUUUAAGACAGGGUCUCGCUCUGUCGCCCAGGCUGGAGUGCAAUAGCAAGAUCCCGGCUCACUGCAACCUUCACCUCCUGGCUUCCAGAAAUUCUCUCUGCCUCAGCCUCCUGAGUAGAUGGGAUUACAGGCACCCACCACCAUGCCCAGCUAAUUUUUGUAGUAUUAGUAGAGACAGGGUUUUGCCAUGUUGACCAGGCUGUCUCAAAUUCCUGACUUCACGUGAUCUGCUCACCUCGGCCUUCCAAAGUGCUGGGAUUACAGGCAUGAGCCAUCACGCCUGGCCAUCCUUCGCUUUAGAUCUAAAGACAAAAAAGGUUGAAAGUUAAGUAAUGGAAAAAGAUAAUUCCAUGUAAAUAGUAACAUAAAGAGAAUUUGGCUGGAUAUACUAAUAUCAGAAAAGUAAACGAAGUCAAAAACGGAUAGAAGAGACAGUGAAUGACAGUAUAUACUGAUAGAAGGUAAAAUUCACCAAGAAGAUAAAAAAUUAUAUGUAUCAAACAUCAGAGCUUAAAAUACAUGAAGUAAAUAUUGGCAAAAUUAAAGGGAAAAAUAGAUAAUUCUGCAUAACAAUUGGAGACCUUAUUAUACCACUUUCAGUUUAAUAGGUAGAACAGCCACCAUAAUAUCAGGAAGGAAACAGGAGAAGUACUAUAUAACAGUUGGCACAACCCACCCCACAACAGAAGAGAACACAUUUUUCUCAAGCAUAUGUGGAAUAGUUUCCAGGAGAAACCAUAUGUUAGGCCACAAAACAAAUCUUAAUGAAAUGUAAAAGACUGAAACACAAAGUACCAUUUCAAGUCACAUAGAAUGAAACAAGAAAUGAAAAACAAGGAAAACUGGAAAAUUCAAAAAUACAUUUUAUUGUAAGCAACACACUCCUGAUCUAUCAGUGGGUGAAGCAAGAAUUCACAAGGUAAAUUAGAAAACAUCUUGAGACAAAUGAAAACAAAGACAUGGCAUACCAAAAUUUAUGAGAUGUUGCUGUGGUCUAAAUUUUAUCUCCUCGGCUGGGCAUGAUGGCUCAUGCCUGUAAUCCCAGCACUUUGGGAGGCCAAGGUGGGUGGAUCACAAGGUCAGGAGAUUGAAA
Pongo pygmaeus (Bornean orangutan) is the source of this 14135-nucleotide messenger RNA. RefSeq names its product zinc finger protein 846 (gene ZNF846). The transcript is spliced from 5 exons. NCBI's taxonomy places the organism in Eukaryota, Metazoa, Chordata, Mammalia, Primates, Hominidae. The record is from RefSeq and is a predicted model, not a curated record. Gene Ontology annotation, cellular component: nucleus. Gene Ontology annotation, molecular function: DNA-binding transcription factor activity, RNA polymerase II-specific; RNA polymerase II cis-regulatory region sequence-specific DNA binding. Gene Ontology annotation, biological process: regulation of transcription by RNA polymerase II. Bases 8983 to 9585 code for a protein of 200 amino acids.